AUGAGCGACGAAAAGCAUGUCUAUGAUCCGGAAGUAGUACGAGAACUUCCGGGCUCAGGCAAGAAUGGAGUUUCGGAAAAGAUUCUCCAGCAUGCCAACGAUGCUGACGAUGCCAUGAAAGCCUUUACGUCCGCUGGUGAAGUGAUCACCCUCGACGAAGAAACUAAUAAGAGACUUCUCCGAAAAAUUGAUCUAAACAUCAUGCCGCUGCUUUGUGUGGUUUACAUGUUGAAUUUUCUGGACAAGACUUGCAUCUCCUACGCCUCAGUCAUGGGCAUGAAGAAAGAUCUCGGCCUCCAUGGACAACAAUACUCAUGGUUGGGCAGCAUGUUCUACUUCGGCUAUCUGAUUUGGGAGUACCCAACAAAUCGCCUCCUUCAGCGCUUGCCUCUGGGCAAAUACUCCUCCUUCAAUGUCAUCGCCUGGGGUGUGACGUUGACUUGUUUUUCCACGGUGGCAAACUUCCAGGGCGCCCUAGCCGUCAGAUUCUUCUUGGGCCUCUUCGAGGCUGCAGUCACUCCUGGCUUCGCUCUAUUCACGUCGCAGUGGUACACCAAGGAGGAGCAAGGUCUACGCACUGGCAUCUGGUUCAGUUUUAAUGGUUGGGCACAGAUCCUUGGUGGUCUAGUCGCCUAUGGUAUCGCCCGUGGUACUGACGCCCAUGAAGCCUCUAUCGAACCAUGGAAGAUCGUGUUCUUAGUCACCGGCCUCUUGACUGUCGUCGUCGGUGUUCUGUUCUGGUUCUUCAUGCCGGAUAACCAACUCAAUGCUCGAUUUUUGACACCUGACGAGAGACUGCUCGCUGUCGAACGAGUGCGCAUCAACCAACAAGGUAUCGGCAACAAGCACUUCAAAUGGUACCAGGUAAAAGAAGCCUUGACAGAUCCUUUGGCGUGGGCAUUUCUUUCAUAUGCACUCAUCGCCGAUCUCCCGAACGGCGGUCUCACUAACUUCUUCUCCUUACUCAUUGAGUCAUUUGGAUAUACCUCUGAGCAGUCGCUGUUGUACGGUACGCCGGCCGGGGCGGUAGAAGUGGUCUCGUUGAUCGCUUGUGGCUGGCUGGGCGACCGGGUGGGAUCCCGGCUUCUGGUCUCGACUUCUUGUCUUUGGCUCAGUAUCCUUGGCGUACUGCUCAUUGUCUGCUUGCCAGAUACUAUGAACGUGGGCAAGCUGAUCGGGUAUUAUCUGACUGGUAGUGCAGCGACUUGUUUCGUUGCUUUGCUGUCACUGAUCUCCUCCAAUGUGGCUGGCUACACGAAAAAGACGACCGUUGCGGCCAUGUAUCUAAUUGGCUACUGUGUUGGUAACAUCAUUGGUCCUCAGACUUUCCAAGCAAAAGAUGCACCAAAAUAUGUGCCCGCUGAAGUUACCAUCAUCGUUUGCUGGGGAAUUUCGGCGUUCAUCGUUUACGGCAUCUACUUCUACUGCAAGUACCAGAACAAGUUGAAGGAGAAGAUAAGAAGUCAGCCCGGGUAUGUCAAGCUGGAAAACCAGGAGUUUUUAGACUUGACGGACAGAGAAAAUCCCGAAUUUAUUUAUACUCUGUAA
Messenger RNA from Aureobasidium subglaciale EXF-2481, 1548 nucleotides. RefSeq lists its product as uncharacterized. Bases 1 to 1548 code for a protein of 515 amino acids. Gene Ontology annotation, molecular function: dipeptide transmembrane transporter activity; allantoate transmembrane transporter activity. The transcript is spliced from 4 exons. Gene Ontology annotation, cellular component: plasma membrane. Gene Ontology annotation, biological process: transmembrane transport; tripeptide transport; allantoate transport. Lineage: Eukaryota; Fungi; Ascomycota; Dothideomycetes; Dothideales; Saccotheciaceae. The record is from RefSeq and is a predicted model, not a curated record.